Messenger RNA from Calidris pugnax (ruff), 4135 nucleotides. RefSeq names its product CD99 molecule like 2 (gene CD99L2). NCBI's taxonomy places the organism in Eukaryota, Metazoa, Chordata, Aves, Charadriiformes, Scolopacidae. Gene Ontology annotation, biological process: positive regulation of neutrophil extravasation; T cell extravasation; homotypic cell-cell adhesion. Bases 1 to 789 code for a protein of 262 amino acids. The transcript is spliced from 11 exons. The record is from RefSeq and is a predicted model, not a curated record.
AUGAAUUGGCGUUUUACUUUGUGCGGAGCAAGAACAACCAGUGCUGAUUCUUUGUCUCCAGGUCAUGGGGAUGACCCAGGUGACUUCAGCCUAGAAGAUGCCCUGUAUGACCCCGGCGACAAGCGACCCACUCCCAAGAGCCCCAGAAAGCCGGCAGGUGGGGCAGGUAGGACAGGCUUUGAUUUGGCUGAUUACUUUGACACCCCUCUGGACACAACCACCAAACCACCCAAGCCGACUCCGAAGCCCUUCCCCAGGCCCGGGAAGCCAGACAACAGCUUUUGGGAUGUCAUCCAUACCACCACAACCAAGAAGCCAAAAACUACGACGGCCUCCCCCAAGCGUAACCCAGCAAAGGAUCCUAUGGAUUUUGACUUGGCUGAUGCCCUUGACGAUAAGAACGAUAGGAAAGAUCCCGGGAGGCCAAACUUAAGGCCAGGUGAAGGGUUUUCAGAUGACGACCUGGCCAGCAUUGUGGAUGGCGGCUACAGCCCAGACGAGAAGAAAGGUGCCGGGGGCAACACCGACAGCAACUACGGCGGAGUGGCAGAGACGGGAACGAUUGCUGGCAUCGCCAGCGCCCUGGCCAUGGCACUCAUCGGGGCCGUCUCCAGCUACAUCUCCUACCAGCAGAAGAAGUUCUGCUUCAGCAUCCAGCAGGGACUUAACGCGGAGUACGUGAAAGGAGAGAACAUGGAAGCUGUUGUGAGCGAGGAGCCCCAAGUUAAAUAUUCAGUGCUGGAAACACAGUCGGCAGAACCACCAAAACCAGAGAGUGCGAAGAUGUAGAGCACCACCCGGGGCUAGAGGAGAAUCCGACAGCAGCAAAUGGAGAUCUUACAUGCUUGUGAUUUAGCUUUUUAUUUCAUUUGACUCCAAAGCUAUUUAAUGUCUACUUAGGCUUGAACUGGCUUCUUACUGCUCUAGGCUUUAGGGUUAGAGUGGUAGCAUGUGUUUAUUUUUUGUAAAGAGGUAUAAGUUUACACUGAAGUAAUAGUGUAGGUUUGAUGUCCAGGGGUAUGCAAACCAACAGUCAGUAGUGGUCAGUUUUCAACUGGUCCUUUCAAUUUAAGGGACAAUGUCUUUUUCGAGGAGCAGAAGAGCUUACAGGUGUGAGGACAGUGAAGUGCCUGUAAAUAGCAACCCAAAGCAAACCAUCCAAAGCCCUUUGUAAAGCACCUCCAGCCAACUGCUGCCAUCAGCUAUGGGCACGUCUGAUGAAAACUGCACGUUUCCUGAGGGUAGAUUGUGGUCCCUGGGGUAGUUACACCCACAAACCAAGUGCCUACAGGUGGGUCCUCUGCUGGGGCCUCGGGCUGGGGCAGGUGGCCCCCUGCUCUGAAGCCAGGAGUCGAGGAUGCGUCACCACCACACAGCACUGGGCUUCUAACCACAUAAAAGGACUGAUUUUUCACACCAAGUCAUAAAUACAGGUAACAGCAGCGUUCGCUUGUAGCAAAUACCAUUUGAUUGCUUGGCUAUGCUGGAGAUCAGGAGCUGAGGGUGCCAAGUGAUAGUUUGUCCGUCUGACAUGAGAUAGUCACCGAAAUGAAAGCUGUUUGGGUGCUUUCAAGGACAGGUUCAGAUCUCGCUCACGCUAGAACAAAUUAUUGAUUUAACCCAAAAACAGGACAAAGUAUGUAUCCGUUCAGACCUGUAACACUGGCUACCACCAGUGGUACUGGUAUCAACACCUGACUUUUGCUGUCUUGCAAGAAUUUGUGUUUGAAUUUGCAAUCCCUCCCCAACCCUUUUUAAUUGCUGCUAAAGUGUGGAUGCUGCCACUUUCCAAUAUGUGUAUCCAAAUCAACGACUGCUUAAAAAGCAUGCUCUGAAGUGAGGGAAAGUUCACUUGGUGUAAGAGGUACUCACUAUUUAUAUAUACAGACCUGAAAUGUGUGCAUUUUGUACUGUUUUGCAAAUCCUGUAUUUUGUGAAUGUGUAUUUAAAAAAAAAGCCUUUGGGUUUGAUGUACAAAUUCCCAGCUUUAGGUAGACAGGACUUAGGGGCAGCCUUGCCCAGAGCUGAAGCAGCCCAGGAGCGAUGCUGCCCACCAGCCCCCUUGGAAAGGAAAUUGCCCAGGAACACGCUGGAGUAUUUUGCAAUAGCUGCACGAUUCUUUAUGCUCUUUGUACCACUUGCACUUUUAAAGCCUUACACUAGCUCUAGCCAAACAGCGAUAGUGUUUUGUAUGGGAGAUGAGUUCUAGGGAUAUACGGUGCCUCAUGUAUAUUCUGAGUCCUUAGGCUACACCCUUACUGCUACCAACUACCCCCUCCUUUGUUUUAGCAAUGUGUUUGGAUUCGGAAACGAAAUAUUUAAUUACUGGCUGCUCAGAGACUGGAAGCAGGGGGAGUCGAGCUGGGCUGCCCCCCGUCUGCUCGCUCCCCGAGGAGCAGUGUGUGCAUCCCCGCUCCCAAACACCAGCCUCUGCUUUGCUUUCGGGGCCAAACACAUUUGCAAGAAGCUGUAGCAUGAAAAAACGUUUUUGAGAAAGCCACUGGAGAUGAGACGUGACCGCACGGCAUCCAUGGACACCAGGAGCAGUUUUCCUACCUUAGAUCAAGUGAUGGGACUUCUGUUUCUCCUCUUCCCGAUGCCGGGGGUUUCUGGAGGAGCAGGGGAUGGAGCUCAUGGAGUUUCUGUCACCCACCUACCCUCUUCAUCUAGUGCACAGUGUGAUGGAGAACAGAGCACCUGCCCCUCCUUUGAGAAACUCUUACACUAGAACAUAUAGGAUAAAUAAGUGUCCAAUUCACAAACACUGCAGUUAAAAAAAGAAAAAAGGGCCAAAAAAAAGCUAUUUCACUGAAAAAAACCACCCAGUUUCUACAACUUCGAAGUUGCUCUGUUCCCCAAGGCCUUUUCUAUGACUUUGGCGAACACUUUCACCUUAGUGUAAUUCCUAGGAAUGUGGAAAACCGUAAAUGCACAGUAAAAGGGAGCACUUUUUCAAAAAUUUACAGUAACAGGAUUAAAGAUCUCUUUCUCUAGGAUUUCAGAUAGGAAAAUAUUGCCAAAUAACGUAAAGAAACUAAACUUGGUCUUCUUUUCAAAACUGGACAAAAGUCUUAAUGUGCUAAAUGUCAGUAAAAGCUCAAAUUGCUUUUUAUUGCAGUCUGUCUCCUUCAGCUGAACCCUCAGACCAGCCUCUGAGAAACAGGGAGCUGAUACCCCCUCUGUAUUUUAGGCAUUAGAGCAACCGAGAGGAUUCCUGUGUAUUUUCUUCGUAGUGAUCCAAGUUCUGAAACAACUGACCCAGCACUGACCUUGAACUACUUUCACUUAGCGACUAUUCUCUUCAAAUCUGGACAUGGAAUUUUUUUUAAAUCCUGCACUUUAGGUUCUGUAUACAUGGUAGGAAUUUUCUCAUCCUUUAUAAAAAAAGGCCAUAAGAAAAUGGGAAAUUUUUUUAUGAGUCCAAGACCUAUAUAUAGACCUGCUCAGAGAGUUUACACUAACUGUGCUGUGAGCCCUUUUUCUUACCACACUUCGCUUCUUUGGCUUCAUUAAAGCUAAUUUUAAUAUAAUUAUUCAGAAAAGUUUUCUCAAUUGAAGAGAAAACAGAGAAUUGAAGGAAUGUAACUAGCUUUUGUCCUGUUGUUUAUCAAUUACUUGCAUUUUCCUUUGGCAAUAUUGUAGUAGCUUCAUAAUUUUGAGAUUUGGCAAUACUGUUGUAGCUCCUUUGUUCUAGAUUCUUCAGGCGAGGAUACUCUGACAUCAAUCUCUGCUACUAGAAAUUCCAUCAUUUCCAUGCAGCCCCGCUAAGGAACCCCUACAAGUGCUGAACUGUCAUUCUUAACUACUCAUUUGUUAUGUUCAAAAUGGAAUUAGUCCAUAAUACCAUUUCAGAUUCUGAAAAAAGUAAGAUGAGUCGACAAGCCAAGGUUUUAAAAAUCUGCUUCUGCAGCGAAGGAGGCUCAGGAACAAAUGAUGUGAAAUGAGGGAAACCUUUCUUUUGAGUGAGGGUCCUACUGAGCCGCUGCCGCAGACGCGAUCUGUACCAAAUGAACACUGAAUGUUACAGUAUGAGAAGAUAAUGUGCAUGUAAGGAUCAUGGAGGUAAAAAUCAGAAUUUGACUACCAUUGGAAAACACCAAAUAAAACAAGUUGUCUUGUAAGACAUUUUAGACUU